AUGUUGACAGUGGUCGUCAGGAAAGCUAAUCAGAUACCGUGGCUGGACAAGUUAGGACUUGCAGCUCGGCUUAAUCACGAUGUUGUCAUACGACAGACAUUUGUGGCUGGAAAUUAUGCUUUACUAGAUACUAAUCUGGAGCCAAACCCAGACUACUGGCUUUCUUUGUUGUACAAGCGGCUUGUGGGAGUAAAAGUCUUGGAUGUGAAAGGUGAAACAGAAGAGAACCGGACAACUCGAGUUUACGCCCAUUGUUCAAGCAGACAUUACCCAAUGGGUUCUAUCACGCUUCUUGUUCUUAAUACUCACCCACGUGAUCCAGUUGUCCUAAAACUCAGUGACGACCUCAAAGGAAAAGAUGUUGAUGAAUACCUUUUAACUCCGGAGAACGGUGACCUCACGUCAAAGACAGUCAGACUGAAUGGAAAAGUCCUCAAACUAGUGGAUGACCGCACCCUCCCAGACCUCGUGCCGAAGAGUGUGCCGGGAUACGAUCCUCUUAUUCUGCCACCUCUGACAUUUGGGUUUUAUGUCAUCCCAGAAGCCUCUGCGAGUGCUUGUGGUUAGUCAUAAAAUCAUCUCUUUACUUAAAGAUGUAUUUUCGAAACAUAACUAAUGAAGUCUUUUUGUGGAGUGAAAUGCAAAUGUCCCAAUUUAAAAAAUAAUAGCGUAAAAGCAUUGACCUUUUUUGUACGUUUUGGUAAAAAAAAAGAAAUAAAGAAACAAAAUGUCCAAUU
Messenger RNA from Orbicella faveolata, 737 nucleotides. Its product is annotated as heparanase-like. Gene Ontology annotation, cellular component: membrane; extracellular matrix. Gene Ontology annotation, molecular function: hydrolase activity, acting on glycosyl bonds. Lineage: Eukaryota; Metazoa; Cnidaria; Anthozoa; Scleractinia; Merulinidae. The record is from RefSeq and is a predicted model, not a curated record.